AUUCGGCGGCUCUCUGCGCCGGGGCGUGGCUGCGUGUCUAUGGUGCUGGAGGACUGAGUUCUCGCCGCGGGGCGGCGGUUCUCGGCGCUCGGGGGCAGGAUGCUGGCGCUCAGAUGGUGUACUGUAAGGAAGGCUCCUUCUCUUCUGGCUAGGGCACUGACAUCCAUGACUAAUGGCUUCCAGUCUCCUCCAGACAUGUUUGAAGGACACUUACCCAUUCAUGUGAAUAAUGUGCGAAGCAGAUUGAGUGCUAUAGUGGGAGCUUCUACCAACUGGAGUGACCAUGUGCAAGCAAUGCAUGAAAGAAAAGACCUACAUAUUCUAUUGGCCAAACAGCAGGAAGACUUGCCACCUAGGAAAAUGAGUGAUAGCUACAUAGAGGUUAUUUUACCUCUAGGAAGUCAACCUGAAUUAAGAGAAAAAUAUCUGAAUGUACAUAAUAGUGUGAGGUUUGGAAGAAUUCUUGAAGAUCUUGACAGCUUAGGAGUUCUCAUUUGUUACACUCACACGAAACAUGAAGCUUCUCAGAGAUCUCCUUUGUCAAUAGUUACAGCCCUGGUGGAUAAAAUUGAUUUGUGCAAGAAGGUCAUAUACCCAGAUUGUGAUAUCAAAUUCACUGGAAAUGUUUCUUGGGUUGGGAAGACCUCAAUGGAAGUGAAGAUGCACAUGCUUCAGGCUGGGUUACAUGAUGGUACUUACAGCCCUGUGUUAGAUGCAACCUUUGUCAUGGUGGCCCGUGAUCCAGAAAACAAGAGGUCAGCAUUUGUUAAUCCAUUAAUUCCUGAGGGCCCAGAGGAGGAAGAAAUCUUCAGGAAAGGAGAAUUGAACAGGAUAAGGAGGGUUGAUUUCAGCACUGCAUCCUUACUGAAAAUGGCUCCCACUGCAGAAGAAAGAACCAUUGUUCAUAACAUAUUCCUUAAUACACUGGACACAAGGACUGUAAGUUUUCGGAGUCGUGUGCUACCACCCAAUUCAGUAUGGAUGGAAGAUGCAAAACUUAAGGGCUUGGAGAUCUGCCAUCCUCAGGAGCGAAACAUUUUCAAUAGAAUCUUCGGGGGGUUUCUCAUGAGGAAAGCAUUUGAGCUGGGAUGGGCUACUGCCUGCAGCUAUGGAGGUUCCAGACCUUAUGUAGUAGCUGUAGAUGAUAUCAUGUUUCAAAGACCAGUUGAGAUUGGAUCCCUAUUACUGCUUUCUGCACAGGUUUGUUAUACAGAAGAAAACUAUAUCCAGAUUAGAGUACACAGUGAGGUUUAUGAUUCAGAUACCAGAGAGCACAAGACAACCAACAUCUUCCAUUUCACUUUUAUGUCAGAAAGAGAGGUACCACAGAUUGUCCCAAAAACAUAUGGUGAGUCCAUGUUGUAUUUAGAUGGGAAGCGGCACUUCAGUGCCACCACGAAAGAAACCAGAGAAGCGGAGAAAACUACUGCAGCACCAUAGCAAAUGGUUAGCUUUGGAGAAACCUCUGUCAAAGAUUGCUAGCUUCCUAUGCACAGUGUAUCAGUAAUGGUAUUCCUGC
Molecule: messenger RNA, 1519 nt
Organism: Terrapene triunguis (Three-toed box turtle)
Lineage: Eukaryota; Metazoa; Chordata; Testudines; Emydidae
Product: acyl-coenzyme A thioesterase 9, mitochondrial-like
Exons: 16
Coding region: 100-1440 (446 amino acids)
Biological process (GO): acyl-CoA metabolic process
Cellular component (GO): mitochondrion
Molecular function (GO): fatty acyl-CoA hydrolase activity
Source: RefSeq, a predicted model, not a curated record